Messenger RNA from Clonostachys rhizophaga, 4398 nucleotides. The record is from the annotation of a GenBank genome assembly. NCBI's taxonomy places the organism in Eukaryota, Fungi, Ascomycota, Sordariomycetes, Hypocreales, Bionectriaceae.
AUGAGAUUUGCUAAAGAUGACUCAGAUAAUGAUCUCAAUGUCGGGUCGAAGCCUAUCAUCUUCGUUGUGCACAGCAUGGGAGGCUUGGUGGUGAAGAAGGCUUACUUGCUUGGAAUUCACGACGUGAAUUACAAAGCUAUCAUUGAAUCUAUUUCCGCUGUUAUAUUCCUAUCAACUCCCCACAGAGGCACUAACCUAGCCGAGGUGCUCAACCGCAUCGUCUCUGCGACUUUUCAAUCAUCCAAGAGUUUCAUAUCAGAUCUCAAUAAAAGCUCUUUCGCCAUUGAAGAAUUAAACGAACAGUUUCGUCAUUUGGCACCAAGUUUGUCCAUAUGGUCUUUUUACGAGACCCUCACAACAUCUAUCGGACCCAGAAAAAUCAUGGUACUGGAGAAAGAUUCGUCCAUACUAGGAUAUCCAACGGAAAUUUCGAAACCUUUACAUGCUGACCACCAAGGCAUGUGUAAGUAUAACAGUCCUAGCGAUAUGAAUUAUGUUAGCGUCAAAAAUGCCAUUAAAUCAUUAGUCUCUCAGUUUAUGAGGAAAGCAGAGAGCGAGUCUGGGGCAACCGAUGUUGAGAUUAAGGCGACGCUAACAGAUCUUUUCCGGGGUUGCCUCAUAAGCGAAGAUGACUACAAUGCCCUUCGUCAACGACGGGUUCCUGGCACCUGUCACUGGAUUCUUGAAGACAGAAACUUUUUGUCUUGGUUUUCUCCAUCCCACGAGUCCCGUGUACUGUGGUAUAGUGCGCUUCCGGCCAGCGGGAAAUCUAUCUUAUCCACAUAUGUCAUUGAUCAUUGCAAGUCUUCUACCACAGGUUGCCAAUUCUUUCACUUUAAAUACUCCGAUCCCGGGAAAAGAUCAGUCGCGAACUGCUUUAGAAGCUUGGCCUUCCAACUUGCUAAAGAUGUUCCAAAGUUUGGCAAACUACUAUGCGAUGCUUCUCGGGAAUCCUUGGGCCUGGAGACUAACGACGUUACCAUGAUUUGGAGGAACACCUUUCAUUCCAUACUUGCGCAAUCGAGUAUUGAGGGGCCUCUAUAUUGGAUUAUCGAUGCCUUGGAUGAAUGCGACGGACCAAAGACUUUGCUCGGCUGUUUAAAGGGUCUUUCUACGAUCACUGUACCCAUCCGUAUUCUGAUAUUGAGUCGAAACACUGAUGUGCUUUCCGUCGCUUUUGAUCGACUCUCACAUAUUGUGCCUGUUACGAUUGUCGAAAAGAGUGACGGCUCACAUAAUCUCGAAGAUAUCAAGGUUCUUGUAAAACAAGAGCUUGAGCACAUCCAUUGCAGUUCUGAGUUUCGCCAGCAAUUGUCUCAGAAUAUAAUUAGACGUUCCGAAGGCAAUUUUCUCUGGACCAAACUGGUACUUGAUGAACUCAUGUAUUGCCACACGGAGGAAAGUAUACAAGAAGUUUUAAAUGAGGUUCCGGACGACAUGAAUCUCAUGUAUGAAAGAAUGGAGAAGAGUCUCAUUGACUCAACCCGAAGAUCUAAUGCGCCGCUAAUAAAAGCGCUUCUUGAAUGGACAAUUUGUGCACAGAGAUCUCUUAAACUUAAUGAAAUCUCUCAAGCGCUCAAGCCUGAAUUUACCGGAUUUUUGGACCUUAAAAGAACAAUCAAAGAGGCGUGCGGUCAGUUUAUUCAAAUUGACGAAGGAGGCAAUGUCUCGAUGCUGCACCAUACAACAAGCGAGUAUUUCUCGCGGAACAAUGGAAGCCAGUUCUCCAUUAACCCAUUAGCAACACAUGCCAAGCUAUUCUUGAAAACCAUUUCAGCCCUAGAGGAACCUACGCUGCGAUGGAGCUUGUCUGAGAGUCGCCAUGCUUUGCAACUCAGUCAACCCUUCGUCUUUUAUUCGGCAAUUAGCUGGUCAUAUCAUCUUGGCCAUUGUCAGUCAGUUUCAUCCGAGAACUUGGACCGGUUGAUGUCAUUUUUUCGAAGCCCUGCGGUUCUUAGUUGGAUCUACAUCCUGUCUCUGCUUCGGCGGCUGGAUGUUCUAACAAAAGCAUCAAGAGUUCUUGCUUUGUUUGUACGCAACACUCGAAAGAGAGACGCCCAAAAGAACCCAAUGCUCCAUCGUUUGUCAGAUCUAGAACUCUUGGAAGAAUGGAUUGUGGACAUUGCCAAAAUUGUCGGAAAGUUUGGUCGGAAUUUAGUAUCCGAGCCUGAAGUCAUUUAUAACGUGAUUCCGGCUGUGAGCCCUGGCAAGACUGCAAUAUCACGGCUGUUUCGGGACACUCAACCCACAAUACAAGUCCAAGGUAACGAGAAUGGGCAGUGGAAUGAUAACUUAGGCCGUUUUGCCUUACCAUCAGACUCUCGGGCAUGGAGGAUAGCCUGCGCGGUGAAGCACCUAGCAGUUCUUGAAUUGAAUGGAAGAGUGCGAAUUUGGGACCCAUCUAGUUUCAUGGAAAUUAGAUGCAUCUCGCACCCAGAGUCUGUCACAGCCAUGGCUUUCAAUGCUAAUGGGACGAAACUUGUGACUUAUGGCCUUCGAACAACGAGGAUCUGGUCCGUUGCUAGCGGGAGAGAACUACUGGCUUUUAACAAUCCUCCGCUCACGAAAGCGAUGGAAAUCUCGUUCAUAGAAAAGGAUACCAAGCUACUAUUUGGAGGGGACGACAACAUCAUCAGGUAUGCAAUUUGCGACGUGUCAAAUCCAGAGUGGCAAAUUGUGCAUCCGAAUGUUCUCCUCAAAGAAACACACGACGGUGGUGGUACAUUUGUCAAUUCUCCAAUGUGUUUGGCGUUUAGUGACAAUAAAGACUACGUCGGAGUAUCAUAUAGAGGAGCCCCCCUUUCAGUCUGGAGGAUAUCCGAUGGCAAAUGCAUUGGGAGGUGCAAACGCUCCAAGGAUGUGCAACAUACAGAUCGUCGACCCUCGACAAACUGGUUUGCUGUUGACAGGUUCACAUGGAAUCCAGUGAGUGGCCAUAUCCUUGGGAUCUAUAAAGAUGGUUGCAUCUUUAAGUGGCACCCUUUUACUGGAGAGAAUUUUGAAGUUCGAAAACCUGCGGAUGAAAUUACGGCAAGCCCGAAUGGAAAGCUUUUCGCAACGAGUAGCAGUGACGGUUCGAUCCGCGUUUGGAAUUUUGCAUUUUUCACAAUCAUCUAUCAACUUUCAGCCGAGGACCUUGUCACAACUCUGGCUUUUAGUCCCGAUAGCCGCCGCUUUUACGAUUUACGGGGAGGCGUGGUGAACGCAUGGGAGCCUGAUGUUGUGGCACGCUUUAACGAGAACGACGGUCAUACCAGCGAUACAAAUAGUGAAGAGCAGUCAUCAACCACGAUAUCAAGGAUCUCAGAGGAGCGAAUUCCUUAUGUUGAUUGCAUUACCGCAAUUGCCCCCUCUCCCGAUCGAGCUAGGUACUGUGCAGGGUUCGAGAACGGAACCGUUCUUUUGUUCGAGGAUCAAAAUAUCAAACCUUCGGAGGUAGCAAAUUUCGGGUAUUUCCUCGACAUAACACACAUUGUGUGGAGUGAGAAUAGCGUCUUCAUUGCCAUCGCAACCCUGGCCGGAGAUGUUCUGAUCAAGUCCAUACAUAGAGACCAAGGAGAAGUCCGUUUCUCAUCACUGCCUAAACCGGAGGCCCACUCCAACGAAUCCAAAACAAAAUUUCGGGGCGAUUCUUUUAGUAUACAAGGUCUGAUCUUUAGCUUGGACUCAGAGUUUUUAUUUGUGUGGACCGAGCGAGAAUGUUUUGUUUGUGCUGUCCGUACCGGUUCUCUCCAGGCUUACCUCGAAAACGAGGCCGGAUACGAAAAGAAAUGGUUUCGUCAUCCGAAAAAUCACGAUAUACUUCUUGCAUUCAGCACGCAAAGCACUGAGGCUUAUAGCUGGAAAACAUUGACCAAGUUAUGGAGUAGUGACUUUGUCAAAAGCUCUCUGGACAAUAAACUGAACAAGCAAGAUUUGACGUCAAAAUUAAAAGCUGCCAAGCUAGGACCGACAGAUCAAAGCAAAAGCCUAUUGCGUGUUAUCGUCUCACCUGUCUCCGAGUACUCGAUGUUGUCUUUCGGCGAUAAUACUCUUUCAAGGGAUAUCGGGAUCUUCAAGACGGCGGAAAUAUCUGAUUCAGUGCGAUCGAAAGUCGAAUUGACAUAUGUGCCAUUACAUAUAGCGAGAAGAGUUUAUGCACCACUGGGAAUUCUCAAGAAUCAGAGACUCAUUUUCCUGGACCAUGAGCUGUGGCUCUGCUCUUAUUGCCUAGGAGCCAACGAUUCAUUAUCCGAAACAUAUGAGAGGUUUUAUUUCAUUCCAAGGGACUGGGCUAACGCGGGCAGCUUGGAAAAGUGCGUUCUAGACUCAAAUGGGAUGUUGUUGUGGCCAAGGGAAGGCCAAGUGCUACGGAUAGAAUGUGACUUUGAUUAUGCACCGGCAUUUCGUAGCUUAUAG